AGUACACGGUUAUUGGUCUGUGAAUAAAAUGGCGAGCACUCACUUUCCUGAAAGGGAUAAAAAUUUAAAUCAACAUCAUCAUCACUUAGUAGUUAAUAUUGCUCAUUUCACUUCACCGAUCGGGUCGGGAUCUUCUACAAGUUACUAGUGAAAAUACUAUAAUUUGGUAAUACCUACUUUAUACUCGAUUAAUUAAUUUUACAAAAACAUUGAAAAUGCGGUGUUGUGUGCCUUUCUGCAAUAAUACUUCAGACUAUGUGAUCACAUCAGACGGCAAGGGCAUCAGUUUUCAUGGUUUCCCCCGUGAAGGCGGCCUCCGUGUUGCUUGGCUCAGCGCCCUCGGCAUGCAAGGCAGUCAGCUGCCAGACUCUGCCAUGAUCUGCUCGCGCCACUUCCUAGAUGAUGACAUUUGCAAAACAGAAGGUGGAUUCAGGCAACUAGUUGCUGGUGCUAUUCCUUCAGCUGUGCAGGUUUGCAUGAUAUGCCUAGACACUGACAGCAAGCUGUUUCUUAUGCGCAAACACAAAUUGGAAGAAGCAUAUGAACAGUUAACUGGACAUCCUGUUUUGUGUGAUGCAGGAAACUUAAAACAAACAUUCUGUGUACAAUGUGCUCAGAGAUUGAGAAACUUUAGUAAGUUUAGAGACAAGAGCUUGAGAGCCCGUGCACUGAUGAUGGACUUAGUUGACAAACAUGAAUUAAUAACAACACAACAUAUACAGAUGAUUGACCGCACACAGCACCAACUAAAGAGUAACAUCGUGUGGACUGUGCUAGGUACCAAUCCCUGUGACUUAUACAUUGAACAUCCCUCGGAAGACAAACAGAUAGAAUUAGGGGAAACCAUACACAGCAUUGAAGUAAAAAACGAACCAAGGGAUGACUCUAUGUCAGUUGAUGGAGACACAGAAGUGACAAAUGAAGAUGACAAUAAGGUUUUCAGCAGAUUUGUUGCAUCUAAUGAAGGCUGCUUAUCUGAUGAAAAUAUGAGGUUGCAAGCACAACUACUGGAUGAAGCUGGUUGCAAUGCUCUGAAGGAGAAAGCACCAACUACACAACAAGCGGCUGAGCGCACCGACCACUCACUUGCUUCACUCGGCACUGAGAACAAACUGAGCAUUUGGAAGCAAAUCGAUGAGCCUCGUCCUUCUGCAGACUUGCCUCUAACUGUAGUGGCUCCCUUGUCCGCGAGACUUGAAUCAGAUAAUGCAAACGAGGUGCACGCUACUGAAGAAGCCGAUACAUUCGGGGAAAGUGAACGAGACCCUGAAACUAACAACGGCGAGGUAGCUGUCAGUUACAAUAAGACACACAUAAACAUUGAUACACUAACUAAUUGUGUAGUCAAGUUAUAUGAUUGUAAAAAGUUUAAAGCUGUGCCUCAACAAGAAGGAUCGCUGAUGAAAACACAGAAAGCUGUUAGUUCCUAUGAAAACCCGAAUAUUGAUAAUGUCCCUAUGACAACAAACAUUAAACCAGUCAUUGAUGAAGUAAGAGAUUAUAAGCGUAAUGUAUCAAAAUUGUUGCAAAGUGAAACUGAUUGUUCAAAUAAUAGCAUCGAUGUACAACUUAAUAUUGCAACCGAAAAUAAUUCAAUUACAUUUCCUGAGAAAGAAUUGUUUAUUUGUGACGUUUGCCGCAAGAUGUUUAAACAGAAAAGUCUCUUAAUUAAACACAUCCAGACUCAUAACCAAGUAAAGUAUGAAUGCAAAACAGUUAACAUGCAACGCUCCACAGCAUUAAAGCCUUAUGCUUGUGAUUUAUGUGAAUAUAAAUCUGCUUCUAAAAGCAAUUUACGUGCCCACAUGAGAACUCACACUGGGGAAAAACCUUUUACUUGUAACUUAUGCAAUUAUACAGCAAAUAGUCAUUUAGUGAGGCACUUGAGAACUCACACUGGGGAAAAAUGUUAUUCAUGUAAUUUAUGCAGUUAUAAAAGCGUGCAAAAUUGUCACUUAGUGAGGCACAUGAGAACUCACACUGGGGAAAAGUGUUAUUCAUGUACUUUAUGCAGUUAUAAAAGUUCGCAAAAUUGUCACUUAGUGAGGCACAUGAGAACUCACACUGGGGAAAAAUCUUAUUGUUGUAUGUUAUGUGAUUAUAAAUGUUCAACAAGUACUUAUUUAGCAGCGCACAUGAGAACUCACACUGGGGAAAAACUUAUUUGUAAGUUAUGUAAUUAUGAAGGUUCAACAAAUGGUUCUUUAAUUACGCACAUGAGAACUCACACUGAAGAAAGGCCUUAUUCAUGUAGUUUAUGCGAAUAUAAAAGUGCACGAAAUAGUCAUUUAGUGAGGCACAUGAGAACUCACAGUGGGAUAAAACCUUAUUCUUGUAAGUUAUGCGAUUAUAAAUGUUCAAGAAAUUGUCAUUUAGUUGUGCACAUGAGAACUCACACUGGGGAAAAGCCUCAUUCGUGUAGUUUAUGCGAAUAUAAAUGUUCGCGAAGUAGUAGUUUAGUGAGACAUAUGAAAACUCACACUGGAGAAAAACUUUAUCCUUGUAAGAUAUGCAAUUAUAAAAGUUCAACAAAUGAUUCUUUAGUGCAGCACAUAAGAACUCACACUGGAGAAAAGCCUUAUUCAUGUAGUGAAUGCGGAUAUAAAUUUGCACAAAAUAGUCAUUUAGUGAGGCACAUGAGAACUCACACUGGAGAAAAACCUCAUGCUUGUAAGUUAUGCGCAUAUCGAUGUGCAGUGAAAGAUGCUUUAGUUGUGCACAUGAGAUCUCACACUGGGGAAAAACGUCAUUCGUGUAGUUUAUGCGAAUAUAAAUGUACACGAAAUAGUCAUUUAGUGAAGCACAUGAGAAAUCAUCAUGAGAGAAAAAUUAACAUCUAAUAAAAUCUAUGCUUUAUUUAUAAAUACUAAUAAAUAAAAUUGAAGUGGAAAUACUAGGUACCUCAUAUUAAGCUCAUAUGGUUAUUUGGACUACCAUAACUGAAUG
Molecule: messenger RNA, 2946 nt
Organism: Maniola jurtina (meadow brown)
Lineage: Eukaryota; Metazoa; Arthropoda; Insecta; Lepidoptera; Nymphalidae
Product: zinc finger protein 271-like
Exons: 7
Coding region: 216-2840 (874 amino acids)
Cellular component (GO): nucleus
Molecular function (GO): zinc ion binding
Source: RefSeq, a predicted model, not a curated record